Marmota flaviventris (yellow-bellied marmot) is the source of this 1383-nucleotide messenger RNA. RefSeq names its product proline rich and Gla domain 2 (gene Prrg2). NCBI's taxonomy places the organism in Eukaryota, Metazoa, Chordata, Mammalia, Rodentia, Sciuridae. Gene Ontology annotation, molecular function: calcium ion binding. The record is from RefSeq and is a predicted model, not a curated record. Gene Ontology annotation, cellular component: plasma membrane; extracellular region.
GAUACAGGUCCGCAGAAUGCGGGCUAGCUAAGUGCCAGCUCUUACUUUCAUGCAUGCCGAGUCCAGGAAGAGACUCAUUCCCCAGGGACUGAGGCACCUGUCAUCUAUACUGUACUUUGUUCCAAGUGUCCACAAAAUAUGAAGGGCCACCCUUCUCUGCUGCUGCUCUGUAUGGGAUUGACAACCUGCCUGGAUAACUCACCCAGUGGAAAGCAAGACCAAAGACCAGACUUCUUCUUGGGUUCCACAGAGGCCCAGAGUUUCCUGGGCAGCCACAGGCGGAUUCCAAGAGCCAAUCACUGGGACUUUGAGCUGUUCACACCAGCGAACCUAGAGCGGGAGUGUAAUGAGGAAAAGUGUUCCUGGGAAGAGGCCAGGGAGUACUUUGAGGACAAUACUCUGACGGACCGCUUUUGGGAGAGUUACAUCUACAAUGGCAAAGGAGGACAUGGACGAGUGGACAUAGCAGGCCUGGCGGUGGGGCUGACCUCUGGCAUCCUGAUAAUUGUCUUGGCUGGCCUGGGAGUCUUUUGGUAUCUGCAUUACCGACGGAGCCAGGGCAGGGGCCAAAGUCAGCAAUCUUCUUCCCAAGAGGCCGGACUCAUCAGCCCUCUGAGCCCUCCAACGCCCCUACCUGCACCUCCACUCCUACCCCCAGGCCUCCCCACCUACGAGCAGGCGCUAGCAGCCUCUGGUGUGCACGACGCACCUCCACCCCCUUACUCAAGCCUCCGGAGGCCUCUCUGAAGAUCUGCUACAGAGUCCCGGCUGCCCGAGUUGUGCCCCUGAUUCACACCGGAUUCCGGAAGUCCCCAGGCCUCUUAGAUUCUGGAGUUGAGCUUGGGGGUUGGAGGGAUUAGGGGUCGUUCGACCCGAGGCCUAUCCCGUCACACGUGUUUCCGCCGCUUACGGAUACACGCACGUCCCCGGCCGACGUGUUGCGGAGUCAAGGACUUUGCCCCUUGCGUGCCCCAAGGCUCUCCCGACUUGGGGCAGUCGACCAGUCCCGCCCUCGGUGUAGGCAAGCGCGCGUGGAAACUCAGACCCAGUCCGACAGGCCGGGUGUGUGGUCUUGCGUGUGUAUCAACCUCCUUCGGAUGCCACAGGGCACGCACACGCGGAGAGCCCCGCCCGUACACCCUCGAGUCUUAGGGUAGACUCGGUGCGCGCACAGGGACGCCUCGUAAUCCAGAGAAAGGGUAGGGGGUUAUAUUUGCAAGUGUGGUCGGCGGGGACAGGCUCGUGUUGUAUCGGGAAACCGGACUUGAACUGUUCCCCUGGAUAAAAACCCUUUGGAAAGGAAAUUUUAAAAGGAUGAAACAAUAAAAAAUAAAAAUCUCAUGAACUGAACGGCGUUCCCGGGCGCAUCUGCGCGCGGUGGAG